Annulohypoxylon maeteangense is the source of this 1387-nucleotide messenger RNA. Its product is annotated as glycoside hydrolase family 18 protein. Gene Ontology annotation, cellular component: extracellular region. Gene Ontology annotation, molecular function: chitinase activity; chitin binding. Gene Ontology annotation, biological process: carbohydrate metabolic process; chitin catabolic process. The transcript is spliced from 4 exons. NCBI's taxonomy places the organism in Eukaryota, Fungi, Ascomycota, Sordariomycetes, Xylariales, Hypoxylaceae. The record is from RefSeq and is a predicted model, not a curated record. Bases 135 to 1211 code for a protein of 358 amino acids.
AAACAUAAAUAUCGACGGGAGACAGCCACCAUGUAUUGCAAAACCUCCGAACCGUACUCUCUUUCUUCAUCAACUGGAAUUGGUGUCAUUAUUCGAACAUAUUUCGCCGUCGAAUUCGAGUAUUCGAUCCCAAUAUGCAUAUUCCUCGAACGGUAACGACGGCAGCAGCGGCGGCGGCGCCGCGGUUUGCUAUGUACUAUGACCAGUGGCACACUGCCUCUCCCAGCAAAGACGCCAUGGCCGGAAUAACGCAUGUGAUCACUGCGUUUGCAAGCACAACGCUCUUCACGAGUGACCCGCCUGGCACUUACACUCCUUUUACAGAUGUAUCUACCCUCCGUAGCCAAUUCCCCGACGGAACCAAGGUCUGCAUGGCUAUCGGUGGAUGGGGUGAUAGUGCUGGAUUUUCAGUUGGCCAGAAGGAUGAUACAUCCAGGAAACUGUAUGCGAAGAACAUUGCGUCAACUCUCGACAGUCUAGGCUACGACUGUAUCGAUGUUGAUUGGGAGUACCCCGGAGGAAACGGUGAAGACUACAAGCAGAACCCCAACUCUGGGAAGACCGACGAAAUCGCAAACUACGCCCUGCUCUUACAGGAGAUCAAAUCGGCGAUUGGCGACAAGGAGCUCUCCAUCGCCGUGCCCGGACUUGAGAGGGAUAUGAUCGCUUUCACCUCUGAGCAGGUCCCCAAGAUAAGCGCUGCCGUCGACGUGGUCAACGUGAUGUCAUACGACUUGAUGAAUAGACGCGACAACACAACCAACCACCACACCUCCGUCAAAGGCUCCCUCGCCACCGUCGACAAGUACAUAUCCCUCGGGAUGGACGCCGCAAAGAUGAACCUCGGCUUCGCCUUCUACGCGAAGUACUUCACGGCGCAAGGGGAAUGCACGCAGCCGAUCGGGUGUCCGACCGUGUCGCUCGAGGACGCCAGCGGCGGCGACACCGGCAAGUCCGGCGCCGUGACGUUCCAGGAAGUACCUCCUGUCCUGGCCAGCGGCAAGGCCGACACCGAUCAGGGCGGCCAGUGGUUCUGGGACAGCGCGACGAGCUACUUCUGGACUUGGGACACCCCGGACUUCGUCGCGCAGAAGUUCGAGAAGAUUGUGAAGGCGAGGGGGCUUGGGGGCGUUAUGGCCUGGAGUUUGGGCGAGGACGACGCGAGUAGGACUUAUAUCAAGGCGCUCCAAACUGGUCUGAAGACGCUGUAAGCACGUCUAGGAAACCCGGCUUUUGGCUCGAGGGGUUUCUGGUUGCUACUUCAUGUAUAUAUAUAUAUCUCCCACAACACGCUGGGCUUUCGGGCCUUUGUAUAUAGCACUUAUCCAAAACAUCCAUAGGUAGAUACGGUUAUGUGUCGAAUAGCUUAUACCGUGUUGCCGGAUCC